This is a messenger RNA of Nothoprocta perdicaria, 615 nucleotides long. RefSeq names its product aralkylamine N-acetyltransferase (gene AANAT). The coding region runs from base 1 to 615 and encodes 204 amino acids. Gene Ontology annotation, cellular component: cytoplasm. Lineage: Eukaryota; Metazoa; Chordata; Aves; Tinamiformes; Tinamidae. Gene Ontology annotation, molecular function: aralkylamine N-acetyltransferase activity. The transcript is spliced from 3 exons. The record is from RefSeq and is a predicted model, not a curated record. Gene Ontology annotation, biological process: melatonin biosynthetic process; circadian rhythm; response to light stimulus.
AUGCCGGUGCCGGGCGCGCUGCCCUUCCUGAARGCCCCGCACGCGCGGCAGCCACCGCGCGGCUCGCCCGGCCGCCGCCACACGCUGCCCGCCAGCGAGUUCCGCUGCCUCGGCCCCCAGGACGCCGCGAGCGUGUUCGAGAUCGAGCGGGAAGCCUUCAUCUCCGUGUCCGGGGACUGCCCGCUGCACCUGRACGAGAUCCGCCACUUCCUGAGCCUGUGCCCGGAGCUGUCCCUCGGCUGGUUUGAGGAAGGCCGCCUCGUCGCCUUCAUCAUCGGCUCGCUCUGGGACGAGGACAGGCUCAGCCAGGCCGCGCUGACGCUGCACCGGCCCCGCGGCACGGCCGUGCACAUCCACGUGCUCGCCGUGCACCGCACGGCGCGCCAGCAGGGCAAGGGCUCCAUCCUCAUGUGGCGCUACCUGCAGCACCUGCGCUGCCUGCCCGUGGUGCGGCGCGCGCUGCUCAUGUGCGAGGACUUCCUCGUGCCCUUCUACGCCAAGUGCGGCUUCGAGGCGCUCGGCCCCUGCGACGUGACCGUGGGCGCGCUCGCCUUCACCGAGAUGCAGCACGCCGUGCGCGGGCACGCCUUCGUGCGCCGCAACAGCGGCUGCUGA